AUGGAUACAAAGCAGAAGAAGCGUUCUCAUUCAGAGACCAAUGGCUCUCAGAAAGCUCCAAAACGUCAAAAGAUUCAAAAGACAUCCAAGAAGCAAAAGAAAGCCGCGCCUAAGAAGCCAGUUGCCGUGGAUUCCUUACCAUGGAACGAAGUAACCAUGCCAGAUAUGUUCGAAGAUGCUGAGGGUUUCUAUGGAUUGGAGGAAGUAGACGAUGUUGAGGUUGUAAGGGAUGGCGAUGUUGUUACAUUUGUAUCUUCCAAAAUCCAGACGAAAAACAACGAGGAUGAAGAGUUCGAAGGCUUUGGGGAUGAAGUUGAAGAUGGUGGGAAUGCCGCGACGGAUAAUACUGGCGAAGUGAAGCCAAUUUUGAAACCUACGGAAGAAAGCACGAAAAACGACGUACCGCAGGGAAACAAACAAAAAAUAGAGAAGAAAGCAAAGCCCGAGAAGAAAGACAAGAAAGAAGGGUCAAAUACCGAAGAAGGAGAAGAAAAGGUACCAAGCAAAAAGGAGAAGAAGCAAAAACAAGAGAAGCCGCAAAAACAGCCAGUUGAUAAAGAUGCUACCCUCAAACAAGAUCCUCUUAAGAAUGUCUUCGAGGCACUUGACGAAGAUGCCGCAGGAGAAGUCGAGGUUUCAGGUUGGGUGGAGCUAGAUCUUUCAUCAAAUACUUUAAUGGCAUUAUCAAAAAUGGGCUUCUCAAAGCCAACUCCAAUUCAAUCAGAGGCUAUACCAGAAGUACUCGCGGGACAUGAUGUUGUUGGAAAGGCAUCUACAGGUUCUGGAAAAACAUUGGCAUUUGGAAUACCGAUAGUUGAAAAGUGGCUUGAGGUAUAUGGAGAACUUGAUGAAGAUGAACUCAAGAAGAGCACAAGACCUCCAACCGCUUUAAUUCUUUCGCCUACGAGAGAAUUGGCGCAUCAAUUGACUGAACAUAUCACAACUUUAUGUAAGGGCAUGCCUACAAGUCCAUAUGUAGCUGCUGUUACUGGAGGACUUUCUGUACAAAAACAACAACGUCAAUUAUCCAAGGCAGAUAUAAUAAUCGGUACACCCGGUCGACUCUGGGAAGUUAUCAGCUCCAGCAAUGAAUUAUCAGCUGGUUUGAAACAGGUUAGAUUUUUGGUCAUCGAUGAAGCGGAUAGACUUUUGACCGACGGGCAUUUCAAAGAAGCAGAGGAGAUUCUAAAUGCGUUGGAUCGCACGCACGGGAAUGAAGAUGAUGACGAGGAAGACACAUUACCUCCCAGGCAGACUUUGGUUUUCUCGGCCACUUUCCACAAAGGAUUGCAACAGAAACUUGCAGGCAAGGGCAAACAAUCUUUCAAGGAUGAUAGUCAAUCUAUGGAGUACCUCUUGAAGAAGCUCAAUUUCAGGGAAGAAAAACCUAAAUUUGUUGAUGUCAACCCUAUCUCGCAAAUGGCAGCAAAUCUGAAAGAGGGCAUGGUAGAAUGUGGUGGAGAAGAAAAGGAUCUCUACCUAUAUUCUCUCCUUCUACAUCAUCCAAAUCAACGUACACUCAUCUUCACAAACUCAAUCCAUUCCGUCCGUCGUCUAACCCCUAUGCUUCAAACCCUCAACAUCCCAGCCCACUCCCUCCACUCCCAAAUGAUCCAAAAAGCACGCAUGCGGUCCAUUGAAAAAUUCUCCCGAACAAACAACACCGGCUCAGUCCUCGUAGCAACCGACGUCGCAGCCCGCGGUCUCGACAUCGGAGGCGUCCAAUUAGUAAUCCAUUACCACCUUCCCCGCACCGCAGACAUGUAUGUGCACCGCUCCGGUCGAACCGCGCGUGCCGCCGCAUCCGGAUCCAGUAUCCUCCUCUGUGGCCCCGAAGAAGUAGUCGGAACCCGCCGCUUGGUAGCUAAGGUCCACGCGCAAAAUGCUCUUCACGGAGAAGGCAAAAAAUCCAAAUUCUACAUCCGCUCCCUCGAUAUCGACCGCAGGGUAGUCUCUCGUUUAAAACCGCGCGUUACCCUCGCGAAAAAAAUAGCUGAUAGCGCUCUCGCAAAAGAGAAAAAAGGCCACGAUGACGAUUGGGUUAAAAACGCAGCGGAAGAACUAGGCGUUGAAUACGACAGUGAGGAAUUCGAAGCAUUAGGCGGAGGAAGAAAGGGGAGAGGAACGGGAAGAAGAAUGAAGGAGAAAGAAGCGAGGGGUAUGAGUAAAGGGGAGGUUGGGGCCCUCAGAGCAGAAUUGAGAGCCCUGUUGGCUCAGAGGGUUAAUGUGGGUGUUAGUGAGAGGUAUUUGACGAGUGGAACGGUUAAUGUUAAUGAUUUGUUGAAGGGGGCUAAGGGUGAGUGGUUGGGUGAGGUGGAGGGUAUUGGGAUGGAGGAUGAUUGA
Messenger RNA from Sclerotinia sclerotiorum 1980 UF-70, 2343 nucleotides. RefSeq lists its product as hypothetical. The record is from RefSeq and is a predicted model, not a curated record. Bases 1 to 2343 code for a protein of 780 amino acids. Gene Ontology annotation, cellular component: nucleolus. Lineage: Eukaryota; Fungi; Ascomycota; Leotiomycetes; Helotiales; Sclerotiniaceae. Gene Ontology annotation, molecular function: ATP binding; nucleic acid binding; RNA helicase activity. The transcript is spliced from 3 exons.